This is a messenger RNA of Triplophysa rosa, 4168 nucleotides long. Its product is annotated as adhesion G-protein coupled receptor G2. The transcript is spliced from 32 exons. Bases 205 to 3729 code for a protein of 1174 amino acids. Gene Ontology annotation, molecular function: G protein-coupled receptor activity. Lineage: Eukaryota; Metazoa; Chordata; Actinopteri; Cypriniformes; Nemacheilidae. Gene Ontology annotation, cellular component: membrane. The record is from RefSeq and is a predicted model, not a curated record. Gene Ontology annotation, biological process: cell surface receptor signaling pathway; adenylate cyclase-activating G protein-coupled receptor signaling pathway.
ACUGUUCACUGACAGCGCCAAUUGUCGUAAUUCCAUUUGAGAGGACGUCAAAAAAGAUAUCGCUUUUAAAAAACUACUAAGAAACACGUUUUCUUAAAGUCCACACAUUUAAGUAGACUGGCAGUGGAUUUCUGGGGAAAAGUGGACAGAAGUUGUCAAAAAGAAAAAGGGUUUUGUGUGUGUGAAGAAUAUCGCAGUAAGUCGAUGGUUCGGUGCGUCUGUACGAGUGACGAUGUGAAACACAACAGGAUGUCUAGACAACUUGAUCCGUCUUCAAGGAUGACAACCAAAUCCAAAUGGAGCUUUGGGCUCUGGAGAUCUCUGGAUUUUGUAUUUGCUCUGCUCUUGCUCCUGCAGUGCUUUUCAGCAGCAACAACGACAACAACAACAAUAACAUCAGCAGCAGGAGCAACAACAUCAGCAGCAGAUAGAACAACACAUACAACAAACACUUCAGCAGCAACAGCUGUCACAGCAGCUACAGUAACAACUACAGAAACAAAGGGAACAGCAACAACAGCAGCAAGAACAACAACAACAGAAACGGACACAACUGCAAAGAACACAAGAUCAGCAACAAUAACAACAGCACAAAAUGCCGCAACAACACAAAAUGCAAUGUCAGCAGCAACAACAGCAGAAAAUGUCACAACAACACAAAAUGCAAUGUCAGCAACAACAACAGCAGAAAAUGUCACAACAACACAAAAUGCCGCAACAACAGCGACACCAGCAAUAGCUACAAUCACACCUGAAAUGACAACAGCAUUACCGACUACGCCCAUGCCCUGUAGCUUUGAGCUAAGCUGUAAUCAAACAUUUUACUGGAUGGCUAUAUCUGUACACGGUCUAUUUCCAAAUGCAAAUCAGAAUCAAGUUGUCGAAGCAUGGUUUAAGCCAGUGUUUCAAAACAACCUGAGUGAAUGUGUCGAUGCAACUGUAUCUAAAUCCAGCUCCAGAAGCACAAGUGCUUUGACAAUGACACCUGACCCGUUUCUAGACAUGAGAGUGUCAUGCGAACCACAACCUGUUGCAACGGAAGCACUGUGUGAAGUACUUUUAAAGUUGAGUAGACCUGUUGAUGUAUGCUGCAUUAAAAAUACAGUGAUUGAGGCAGGGAACGUAACUAUCAAUGGCACUUUCAUAGGAGGUGUAGAACGAGUGGGUGUGUGUUUGGAUAACACAACAAACAACACAUCCGGACCAUAUAAUGAAUGUAAUAACUCAAGCAAUUCUGAUCAUCAGUGUUCAGGAAAUUGGACAUGUGGAAACAAUACAGAUAACAUUCAGAAGAACUGUACUAUUAUCCCACCAACGUCAAGCGAAAAUUCUUGCAAUUGUUCUUCAACCUGCAAUAGUUCAGAUGCCUAUUACAGAUUAACUGUGGACAACAUGACAAUGAACAUAUCCACAUUAGAGUCCUUUAUCGGUCAGUGGUUAAAAAACUCAUCGUAUCAACUUAACUAUCUGGAGUGUUCAGGGACCAUGUAUACGCUGCAGCAGAAUUGUACUGUUAUAGUGAGACAAAACAAAGGACGCGUGUUUGAUGUGUGUCCUGUCAUCAAAUAUCACAAUGUCUCAUUGGCUGUGAACAGAGUGGCUAUGUGCUCUUGGAGCAGUGAUAAUCCUUAUAAAAGAAACAUCACUUGGAUUCAACAUCCUGUCAGUUUUGAGGACUUUUGUAGAAACAACUCUUUAAACUCUCUUGUUAACUGCUCAAGCGGAUCAAGUGUGGGUGUUCUUCUGAAUGACAGCUGUAAUUCUAACAUCAACGGCACAUCUCCUACCCCUUCUUCCACAACCCCCCCAUCUUCCAUAGAUGCUGGUGAACUGUUAAACAUGACUGCAAACGCUUCAUCUUUAAACUCCACUCAAGUGGACUCGAUCAUAACAAUGCUGGAGAGGCUUCUCUCCGGGCCAAAUGUCAGCGUGGCUCUGGCGAACACUUCUGUGGGGAUUGUGAACAACCUGCUCGAUGUUCCUGUAGCUGUAAUGGCCCCCUUCUCCAAACGGGCCAAUGGAAUUGUGGACACUCUGGGUCUUAAACUGGUUGUAUCAGGAGAGAGUGAGACAUUACUUACUUCAUCGCUGGCUCUGGCCGUUAAGAAAGUCAAUGGAACCAAGUUUCAGGAGAUCUCCUUCUUCAUAACCAACCCAUCAAACGUGGAGAUCCGCAGCGGCUCCAGGCUAAAGAGAGAUGUUCGAUCCGUCCCUCUGGGCUCAGCCAUUCUUCCGGCGUCACUGACACAGAACCUCAGCUCGCAGCAACAGCAGCUCGCAUCCAGAGUGCAGUUUAACUUCUACCAAAAGAGCACAUUCUUUCAGGAUGAAGAACUUGUUAACCGCAGUCUGAUCAGCGGGAUUCUGAGUGCCAGUGUGGCUAAUCUAACUAUCUCUAAUCUACAGAAGAAAGUGACGAUAACACUGCAGCACACGGAGACUCCGGGCAACCGUACGGUAUCAUGUGCAUUCUGGAACCUUAGUUUAAAUGGUGAUAGAGGCGGUUGGAGUUCUGAAGGCUGCACUAAGGUUAACUCCUCAUCAUCUCAGGAAGAAACACAAUGCAGCUGUAACCACCUCACCAGCUUCGGUAUUCUGCUUGAUUUGUCCAAGCAGCCUAUAGAUCCGUUGCAGAACACAAUCUUGACGUACAUAACACAUAUCGGCUGUGGCAUCUCAUCUAUUUUCCUGUCCAUUACCCUGCUCACUUACCUUGCCUUUAGUAAACUGCGCAACGAUAUCCCGUCUAAGAUCCUUAUUCAGCUGUGUUUGGCCCUGCUGAUGUUGAACUUGGUGUUCCUGGUAGACGGCUGGCUGGCUCAGUUCUCAGAAGUUAAAGGCCUUUGCACCUCCACUGCUUUCUUUCUGCACUACUUUCUUCUAGCCUCCUUCACAUGGAUGGCCAUGGAGGCGGUCCACAUGUAUAUAGCACUUGUUAAAGUGUUCAACACUUAUAUCUCUCGCUUUAUGCUCAAGAUUGGAUUUGCCGGGUGGGGAAUUCCACUCGUUGUGGUCAUAAUCGUCAUAGCUACAGACCACAUACCUACACGCCAUAACUACGGGCUUGUUUCAUACUCGAAAUUUGUGGAUGGAACACAAGAUGAUUUUUGCUGGAUCACCAAUGACAUUGUUUUCUAUGUGGCUGUGGUCGCAUACUUCUGCAUUGUCUUCCUGAUAAACUUCACCAUGUUUAUUGUGGUAUUGAUCCAGUUGUGUCGCAUUAAGAGGCAGAAUCCACAAAAUGUGCAGAAUCGCAGUUCCUGGCAGGAGAUUCGCAGUGUAGCAGGACUCACUGUGCUUUUGGGUCUCACCUGGGGCUUCGCUUUCUUUGCUUGGGGUCCCGUUAACCUGCCCUUCAUGUACCUGUUCGCAAUUUUUAACUCUUUACAAGGAUUGUUUAUCUUCAUCUACCACUGCGCCUUGAAAGAAAAUGUCAGACGACAAUGGAGAACAUACCUGUGUUGUGGAAAAAUGAGGCUACCAGAGAACUCAGAAUGGAGUCUUACAGCAACUCAGAAGAAUAAAAAAGUUUCCAAGAAAAGACCUUCAUCAGCUCAUUCCAAUAAUUCUAGAUUAUCUUUCCUGAAUAAUGACAGCACCGCCUCUGAUUUGCCCAUGGGGAUUAGCAACCCCUAUGAUGAUAGGAUAAUAACAGCAUCAGAAGAGCCCAGCUCAGACGUGGUAUUGAACGAGAUCAAUAACAAACACCGGGGUAAAAAGUCAUAUUGAAUAUGAUGAUCCACAAUCGCUCCUGCCAAGUGAAUCGGCAUGUGUGUGUAACAGUGAUAAGACACUGUUAUUUCCCUUGUAUUUUAACUUUAUAAAGUAUUGUGUGUUGUAAUGUAUUUAACAAAAGAGGUUUAUAUUUUAACUUCAAAUGAAGCACUUUAAUCAAUGAAAUGUAAAAAACUACAAAUAACCAGAAAACCUAUGAUUCAGAGACAACUUUCUUUUGUAAACAGUAACCACUGGCUUACUGUGUAUGAAAUGAAACGAUUUUCUUAUAUGCUGUUGGUCAAUGAUAUGAUUGUUUUAUGAAAGUAGCUAUGAGGCUGGAAUACUCAAAAUACUCUAAUCAAAUAUGUUGUAAUGUUAUUUUAUUUUUGUAUAUUUAUAACUUUAAUUAUGAGUAUAACGAAUAAAAAAAUGGAAAAUGUUUGUAAAGAGU